CGAUGCUACAUUUGGUCACCUGACUUCAAGCGCUCGCUCUUAGCGUUAGCCGCGGCGGAAUAUCUGCGCAACCUCUUGCAGCUCAAUAAAUUACAACAUAACCGAGUCAAAGAAUACUUCUUAUUUCCAAUGAGGCGAGAGAACCCCCCCAUCGAUGCUCUUGCGGCAUGGGCUAGACUUAACAGCGUCCAAUUCCACGGCGUUGAGGUCACGCAAUUACAGACUGAAGCUGGAGUUGACAAGGGGUGUUCGGUUGUUGCGACUGCAAAGAAAUCAGCCCCAGAGUUCGAUCCAGAAACUCCAGCUGAGCCAGAAAUAUUGAUGACUAUUCCGUCUGAUCUAGUGCUUUCACUAGAGUUAGUGGAAACCUGUGCCAAAGCCGACAGGCGUUUGAAGGAGAUCUUGGAUGCUAUGGGGGAGUUCGCAAGGACAGCCCGAGGUGCCAUAUUAAUUUUCCUCCUGGUGCACAUUUCAUAUUCGGAUCCAGACUUAUCGUCCAGGGAACACAUUAAAAUAUCCAACGCAUGGACAGAGUACAUAAAAUUUCUUCCGGCGUCAUACUCUUUGCCAACUUGGUACACCAUCGAGGAGCGUGAGCUUCUACAUGGCACUUCACUGGAACUAGCUCUGGACUUGAAAUUGGCUUCGCUAGAGAAAGAAUUUGAGCAGUUACGUGAAGCUACGAUGGAUAUCCCCUGGUGCAGUCGUGAUUGGUGGAACGAGGAUACAGGCCGGCUUGCCUUCGAGGAUUGGAAGUUAGUCGACGCCAUGUAUAGAUCGCGAGCCCUGGAAUUUCCCGGCAAGGGGCAUUCUAUGGUUCCCUGUGUGGAUAUGGCAAACCACACGUCGGGUAUCCAGACCGGCGCGUUGUAUGAGACCGAUGCAAAUGGAAACGCUGUUUUGCAGUUGGGAUGGGGACAGAGUUUGGACGUGGGCGACGAAGUAACCAUCACAUAUGGUGACGAAAAGGGUGCUGCCGAGAUGAUAUUCUCCUACGGAUUUAUUGAAAGCAACCUGACGAACGCACACCAGCUGUUCCUUGACCUCGAUAUCCCGGCUAGUGACCCACUAGCGCCCGCGAAAAAAGCUGUCUGUGACGUCGCCCCUGGAUUCCGCCUUUUCAUACCUCCCGGUUCUGACACGACUGAUUGGGAAAGCUCAUUUGUCUGGUGGUGUUGCGUAAACGAAGAGGACGGCCUAGAGUUCCGCGUCAUUCAGUCAAACCAAGGAGAGCGGGAGCUCAAGGUUUCAUGGAAAGGAUCUAGCCUAAGCUCGUCCGGGUCAUUGCUCGACCACCUCAAAAUGAAACCUAUGUGGGAGGUCUUUCAGCUUCGGGCGGUUGUAACGAUACAGGACCGCAUGGAGAGUCAACUUCUUCAGCUGCAUGCGAGGGACGAAUAUGUGCAACAAUGGCUUGAAUAUGUCGACGAAAAGGUGAUUCGCCGGUCUGUAUGGCAAACAACUCUUAAACUCAGAGAAUUGGAGGGAGAGCUCUUGGAAGCUGGGCUUCGUGAUAUAGAAGCAAAGAAACUACAACUAUUGGAUACAGAGCCUGUUAAGGCUUAUUUGGCAACGCAGAACCCUGGCGCAGACAUUGCGGAGGACUUCUCCUAAGUAACUCUCACUGUUGGCCAAUAUAUUAUAACCCGACUCUCCUCUCCAAUGAGAAAAAAGACCGACGAACCGAAAUGAAAAGACUAGUACUUCAAGUGAAUACUGGACUGCUUAUUACCGUGAAUUCUAAUUGCUCUAGGUUAUCUUACAUGCAAAAGGCUUGACCUUGAACCUUUGAAAUCAACAUAUAUGGUGAACAGCCUCUCAGACACUCUAGUUUACAAAAUCAACAAUAACAGUCACUAAAAACAUAGCUAUGAAAAACGCAGUAACUAUUCUUUGAAUGACUGAAGUUCUAAUUAUGUUUCAAUAUUUCUUUUUAUCUGAGAUAAUUUCUACUGAUUUCUAUAUAAAAUUUCACUUUAUUUAACUCAGUUAUAUUCUUUCUUUUCUUUAUAUUUAAACUUUUCUCAUUUACUUCUAUGCUUUCAAUCUUCACUCUGUGACAAACUAACUCACUAUUUUCAUAGCUGUAAAAUGUUCUUAUUAAAGCUAUUGAGAUAUAAUCUGAAAUAAAACACUUUAAUUCACAUUUCAGUGAUUUACAAUAAUUAGAGAAAUUCAGAAGAUUAAAUUU
Messenger RNA from Blastomyces dermatitidis ER-3, 2191 nucleotides. RefSeq names its product SET domain-containing protein. Bases 130 to 1614 code for a protein of 494 amino acids. Gene Ontology annotation, molecular function: protein-lysine N-methyltransferase activity. Gene Ontology annotation, cellular component: nucleus. The transcript is spliced from 4 exons. Gene Ontology annotation, biological process: peptidyl-lysine monomethylation. Lineage: Eukaryota; Fungi; Ascomycota; Eurotiomycetes; Onygenales; Ajellomycetaceae. The record is from RefSeq and is a predicted model, not a curated record.